This is a messenger RNA of Brassica napus (rape), 2858 nucleotides long. Its product is annotated as agamous-like MADS-box protein AGL80. The record is from RefSeq and is a predicted model, not a curated record. Bases 663 to 1238 code for a protein of 191 amino acids. The transcript is spliced from 2 exons. Lineage: Eukaryota; Viridiplantae; Streptophyta; Magnoliopsida; Brassicales; Brassicaceae. Gene Ontology annotation, molecular function: protein dimerization activity; DNA binding.
CUCGUACCUCUUAGAGUGAAGCUUGUUAGGCAUCUGCUUCUCCCUUCUGCCGGUUGCAGAUCUUGGAUCUAUGAUUUUGUCUGGGGAAAACAUCGUUUUUUCUCCAUGUUCUUGAGCUUAUUUUCGAAAGGUAUACUACUACUCAGAAAGAUAGGAGAUGGAUUCAAAAAAGCCAACCUUGGCUCUUUACUUUCAGACUUGUUUGUCUGUCCGUGGUGGUUCUUGCAACUCCACACCCUUUUAUGGUUGAGGAUCUCCUCACAAUUCCAAGGCUCAUCAAAAGGUGCAUGAUCACUUUUGUAGCCAAGCUUCUUGCUGCUUUCUAUGCAUUUGUUGCGGCAGCAUGUUCGGGUAGCAGCUCACCGAGUGUGGCUUCUGAUUCCCGUGGCGUCAUCUCACCGAUUAGCACUAGGGAUUCACUCUUAAGUUGCUUGUGUGUUAUGUUUGCUUAUAUCUAUGUUUAUGUUACCUGCUUUGCAUGUGAUGCAGCAGUUUCUUUAGCUAGUCUAGCUCUGUUAUAUUACUUGUUGAACGAUUACUCUUUUGAUGGAGUCUAAGCUUAGUUUAUGAAAGUUGGUUUGAACAAAAAAAAAAAAUAAGAUUACAAGUGCAUGACUAUAUUUCAACAUCACAAAUAAAAGAUAGAACUAAAAGCGACAGCCAUGGGAAUACCAAAAGUGAAGUUGGCUUGGGUCGAGGAACGAAAGAGAAGAGCAACUGUUUGCCAGCGGAGGAUGAAAGAAUUGAUUCAAAUGGCUGAAGAACUAACCAUCGUUUGUGAUACGAGUGCAUGUUUGGUCUUUUACAACCGUAAUAAUGGUAAGCUGGUGGGGUGGCCAUCUCUGGAGGAGGCUCAAUCUCUCAUUGACUGCUAUAACGCAUUACCGGAAACCGAGAGGAACAUGAACGCGGAUGAUGAAGAGUCAUCAUUCAUCAAGACCAUUACCAAGGAGAUCGAGAAGAAACUAGAGCUUUCUCGGAAGGCUGUCGAGGAGUUGAAGAUGGAUAAUCUCAUGCUCCAAAUCAAAAAUGGUAGUAGAAUGAUUGCUGAUCUUUCUCAAACCGAGAUUGAGAAGUUAAAGUCAUAUGCAAGUAAGAAAAUUGCGUAUUAUGAUAGAGAGUUACGUAAGCAACAUCCGAAUACGAGUGGCAAUGAGCCAUUUCUUGAGGAUGACGAUGGGGAGAUGAAGACCUAUGAAGGAGAGAGCAGCGAGUCUGAUGGUGCGGACAAUCCCUAAUGAAGCCGCUAGCCGUCGAAUAAUAAAAUUAAUGUGUCUUGGAAUAAAGUUUUUAUUGUUGUGUCUUUGCAUUCUCGUUUCAUAUUUCUAGUUUUUGUUGCUUUGGUCAUGUUUCUUGUUUUUUUUUGUUUUUGUUUCUUGUUGUGUCUUAAACUUGUGUCUUUGUUUGCAUAUGUUAACCUAAAUUAAUGCAAUGUUUUCCCUUUCAAUCAUUGAAGAGCUCAUCUCGUAUGUAACACUAUAUGCUUUCUAUGGUUCAACAUAAAGCAAAUUCUUUAAGAAUAAGCUAUAUUUUGAUAAAGCAUCGUAUUUAACUGAGAUUAUCAUUGGCAUGCAUGUCAAACUAUAGGUACAUUAAUUUUCAUGAAUAAUUUGAUAUGGAAAAAGUUUCUCCAACGUUUCUUUUAUGAUGCUUAAACCUUAAAUUCACACGUAAGAUUCAUUGUUGUCUUUCUUGAUUUUCCCCGACCGCUGGAUCUUUCGUUGCUUGCUACGUAGUAAAACUUUUUUUAGCAUAUACAUGAAGAAUACAAAUUACUUAGUAACUACAAUUUCAAGAGAUUUGUUUCAGUGUGUGUCCUGUCCACGUUAUUGACUUCACUCAUUAGUCCAACGCUUUCAGUGUAAUGAUAAAUGAAACCAAAGAGAAGAGAGAGAGUAGAAUUACACCCCAAGAUUCCAAUAGCAUUCUUAGCUAUACAUACUUGAUGUAGUACAUCUAUAAGGACAUCUAUAAGGACCACUCUUCUUUGAUUGCUCCUUCAAAGUACACAGAACUUUCAAGUGCGCAGUGUUUAUAAACAAGGCUUUUGGGGUAUUAGGUUGAUUAAAGAAUCUUGAUUAACAUUUGAAGCCUGUGAAGUGUGUGAGAGAAAGCUUCAAUCUGCACACACCAAAAAUGUGAUUCAGAAUACAGUACUCAUGAGGAUUCAGUAGGGUGAAAAAAAUGCCCUUCUACUGUAAAACCUUUAUGCAGAGAAAGCUAUGGGGGUUCCCCAGUAAAAAAAAAUUACGCUUCUAAACAAGUUUCAGAAGGAUAUUGCAACUACUUACCUAUAUCUACUGAGAGAUAUUCAGAGACAGACACUACUUAAUGUGUUCAUGAAGGUUUAUAUGUAAAGUGUCCACUGAACUUCGACAUGGAUAUACUUAGGAAAAACGUUUCAUCUUCUAGCAAAUUCGUUCUUCCCUUUAUAAUAUCUCUAGCCAGACUAUGUACAAGUUUUCAACUACCUCUAACAGUGUUCCCGGGGGGAAAACCAAAUUCUCCAAUGUCCAAAUCUAUUGAAAUCUCUAAGGUAAAAGGUCGAGACAGCAAGCAAGCACUCAAGAAAAAAGUAUGCAUGUGGCUCUGAUCAAUAGGUAUGAUAUUCAUAUGGAAAAUUCAUUUUGAUAACCCUGGACCAGAUAUUAAUUUAGAAACCAUGCUGCCAUAUUCUGUCAAUCAUAUCCAAUAAGAUCAAUAUCUCACAGUGCAUCAAAUUAGUUGGCAAUUGAUUCUAGCCAUCAAAUAGGUAAUUCUUGAAGCAUGAUUUUUUUUUUUGGGAAGCAACUUCAUUGAUUAAAAACAAACGUCUAACUGAUUAAAUCAAUCUUUACAUGGCGUAAGGCCUCCUUAGC